Anthonomus grandis grandis is the source of this 1101-nucleotide messenger RNA. RefSeq lists its product as uncharacterized. The record is from RefSeq and is a predicted model, not a curated record. NCBI's taxonomy places the organism in Eukaryota, Metazoa, Arthropoda, Insecta, Coleoptera, Curculionidae. Bases 196 to 1101 code for a protein of 301 amino acids. The transcript has 2 exons.
ACUAUUUUUUUAUCCAUAUACUAAAAGUCAAAUACAGCGUGCCAAGUCACUAAAAUUUAAGGUACUGUAUUUUAUAUCGAAUUAAUUUCUGUUAUUAAUAUUUUUAUAGGUAAGCAGACUUGGCAAGAGAUUUGUUGUACAAGCACCAAUGUCAUAGACCAGAUACCAUCUACUUCACAGGAUGUUUUAACAGAGAUGUCAGAGCAAUCUAAUAAGAAGGAAUUCGUUACUUUGCAUAAUGUUCCUUUAUCUACAACACCGUAUUUUGAGGAUGAUGUGUCAUCUAUACACGAGGUUCUGCCAUCACCAGGUAACGAACAAUUAGGUGAUGAUCCUGGCGAUUGUGACGACAGCGAUAAGGAUAAAGACUACGCCCCAGAGUCAGAAAGUUCAGAUUCUGAUAUGGUUAAUCUACAGCAACUUGCAGAUAAAAUAAAAAAGAAAAACAACAAUUCGGCGGGUCAAGUGGAAAAUGUUAUUAAAGAAAAUAGGCGAGGUCGGAAAACAGUAAAGGAAGAAACCAGGGAGAAAAGAAAGUUAAGAAAAACAAACAGAAAUUUGGGUAGGGAAUAUACUACCAGCAAGGGGAAACUUAUCAGAAAAAGAGAGAGAAGACCUUUAUGCUCUUGUAGGAAUGGAUGUUGUAGUAAAGUAGAUGAUGUUCAGUUGGACAUGCUUUUUGAUUAUUUCUGGUCAAUUGGCGACUUUGACGAGAGGGUUGCCUAUACCGCAAGUCUUAUUACGAAACAAAGAAAGAAAACAGCAAUAACGUCAGAAAGGAAGAAAAAGCGAGACUGUGUUAACGUUUUUCAUUUGAAAGUUAAUGGCGAGUUGAUUCAAGUUUGUAAAGGGUGCUUUGAAAAAACCUUCGAUAUUUCUAAUAAAUUUAUAACGACUGUAUUAUUAAAAAUGAACUCAACAGGAAUAUGUGAAAAAGAUAAAAGAGGUCGUAAAGAGCCUCCAAACAAAAUAAGUGAAAACAGUUUGCAGCUAGUAAAAGAUCACAUAGCUUCCAUUCCAACCUACGAAAGCCAUUAUUGUAGGAGGAAUUCCGAAAAAACGAUUUUUACCUUCAUUUUACACGUUGAUACGUCUUUAUGA